AUGGCCUCGACAUUCACAUUUGCAUUCUCCGGCGACGACAUAGAUGCCGAUGCCGAUGCUGAGGGUGACCCCAAUUACCUCGACGAUGGCAUGCAAAUUGACACCAUCCACGAGGAGCCAGAGCUUGUGGCCCCCGAAAAGCAUACGUUGACUGAGAUACUAUCGACCCUCCCCUCCAGCCUAUCCUACAACACCCUCUGCAUCCCUCUCAGCUUUCCACCCGCACCAGCAUCAGCAUCGUUGCCAGCCCCACCGCACCAACCAGCCACAACCGCCAUCCUCCGCCGUGCUCUCUUCGAUGUCGUGGCUCAGCUGAAAGCCGAAGCUGACAUCAACCCACACGCCAAAGCCAGGCAGCAGGACGCAACCGCCAACGCCAACGCUGACGCUGACGCCAGCAACGAAGGAGACGCCGGUGGUUACAGCUAUGAAGCUCUGAUCUCUACCCUAGAAGGCGGAGAUGAUCUCCGCUCCAGGGUGUAUGAGGGCGGGUUCAAGACGUGGGAGUGCGGCUUCGAUCUCGCGACGUAUCUUGCUGUGUGCUUGUACGUUAGUAAGGAAGGGGGGACUGAAGUCGAUGGCGUGAUGCCCGGUUGUGGGUUUUUAGGCAGGUGGUUCAGCGAGCGUGGGGUACGCGGUACUGCUACUGCUGCUGAUGUAGAUCGGUGUUGGAAUGGUGGGCUGGGGAAGGAUGGAGAGGAGCCGCAGGAGCAGCAGCAAGGAUUUGACGUUGUUGAGUUAGGUGCUGGUAGUGCGAUGCCGAGCCUGGUUCUGCUGAAUCACGUACUCGGCACCAGGGCGAGAAGGCGUGGUCGAAGGCAGGAGGAUAGGGAAGACUACGUCGAGGACGGGAACGGCAUUGAGAUUGGGGGAGGAGGCGGAAUCAGAUUCGUCCUCUGCGACUACAACAUCGAGGUCCUACGGCUCGUGACCGGAGCUAAUGUUUUGCUUCAAUUUGCUCAGCGGGGAAGCGAAAGGGGGGAAGCUCUCUCCAGCGGUCACGCUGCAGGGAAUAAGAACGAUCUCGGUGAUCAAGAGUCUGAUCCUACCAACAAUGGCAAUGGAAACAGCAACGGCAACGUCAAAGGCGAGGGCGAGGGUGAACUCGACAACAUCACCCCAUCCCUCCUGCAGGACACCAUCCUCCGGACCCUCAUCAACGCCAGAAUAUCCAUCGACUUCAUCUCCGGAGCAUGGGGUCCAGCAUUCGUGGAUCUCGUCUCUCCUUCUCCCAGUGAUUUAAUCACCACCACCACCACCACCACCACCACCGACGAGAAACCAGCAACAGCGGUUCCAGCAAAACCAAGACCAAUCCUGAUCCUCUCAUCCGAAACCAUCUACUCGCCGCUCUCCCUCCAACCAUUCGUCAGCACGCUCCUCUCCCUGCUCCAACGAUCCCAGCACCCGGACUCAGCAGCGCUAGUCGCGGCCAAGAAGAUGUAUUUCGGCGUCGGGGGCGGGGUGGAUGAAUUCACGUCCCUGGUCCGCCAGCAGGGCGGGCUGGUGCAGGUUGUGAAAGAUAUCAAUGACGGCGGGGUUGGGAGGGUGAUUGUGAAGGUCACGCUCCCAAGCCUUUGCACAGAUGUGUAG
Endocarpon pusillum Z07020 is the source of this 1593-nucleotide messenger RNA. RefSeq lists its product as uncharacterized. The record is from RefSeq and is a predicted model, not a curated record. The transcript is spliced from 2 exons. Gene Ontology annotation, biological process: peptidyl-histidine methylation, to form tele-methylhistidine. Bases 1 to 1593 code for a protein of 530 amino acids. Gene Ontology annotation, molecular function: protein-L-histidine N-tele-methyltransferase activity. Lineage: Eukaryota; Fungi; Ascomycota; Eurotiomycetes; Verrucariales; Verrucariaceae.